Vicia faba (fava bean) is the source of this 669-nucleotide messenger RNA. The record is from the annotation of a GenBank genome assembly. NCBI's taxonomy places the organism in Eukaryota, Viridiplantae, Streptophyta, Magnoliopsida, Fabales, Fabaceae.
AUGUCAAAAGUAACAGAUAUAAUGUAUGAUCUCAUACACAAAGCUCAAUCUCAGGAUAAGUCUUAUAUAUCUACAUUGGAUGUUGUUGAAGAGAAGCACAGUUUAAGUGCACAUGAGUUAUUUGAUGGAGUUGAUCUUGCUACUUUCUUAGCCAAUUUGCAUCAAGAUAUUAGAAACUUAAAGGCAACGCUUCAUGCUAUAGACAUAGUUGGUCAUGCUACAGAAUAUGUUACUGACUUAGUUGUGGGACAUGGGGAGUUAUGGAGACUUAAUAAAUGGUACUCUCUUAACUCAUCUAAGGUGAUUAUUGCUACUGGAUUUAUAGCAAGCACGCGUCAUAAUAUUCCAACUACUCUCAAGAGAGAUGGAAGUGACUUCUUAGCAGCAAUUAUGGCUGCUUUAUUUCGGGCUCGUCAGGUCACCAUUUGGACAGAUGUUGCUGGUGUGUACAGUGUAGAUCCUAGAAAAGUUAGUGAGGUCGUGAUUUUGAAGACACUAUCUUAUCGAGAGGCAUCAAAGAUGUCUUAUUUUGGUGCAAAUUUCUUACAUCCACGAACAAUUAGUCCAAUUAUUCGAUAUGGCAUUCCAGUCAUAAUAAGGAAUAUUUCAAUACCUCUGCUCCUGGAACAAUGGUAUGCCAUCCUUCUAAUAUUGAAAAUGAAGAUAUGA